Molecule: messenger RNA, 963 nt
Organism: Salvia miltiorrhiza (redroot sage)
Lineage: Eukaryota; Viridiplantae; Streptophyta; Magnoliopsida; Lamiales; Lamiaceae
Product: probable protein phosphatase 2C 22
Exons: 2
Coding region: 1-630 (209 amino acids)
Biological process (GO): protein dephosphorylation
Molecular function (GO): protein serine/threonine phosphatase activity
Source: RefSeq, a predicted model, not a curated record
AUGGGGAUUUCAUAUUCUGCACGGGAUUUGAUAAAUUAUCAUAAUCUUGCAAUUGCUAGUAUAUGCUCACUGGUGGUGGCGAAUGCUGGAGACUGCAGAGCAAUGCUGUGUCGAAGGGGCAAAGCAAUUGAGAUGUCGAGAGAUCAUAAACCCGUUUGCUUGAGGGAGCUGCGUCGUAUAGAAGCCUCGGGAGGUUAUGUAUACGAUGGGCAUCUCAACGGGCUGCUCAACAUUGCUCGUGCAUUGGGCGACUGGCACAUGGAAGGGCUGAAAGGUGGUGAUGGCGGACCACUUACAUUGGAGCCUGAUCUCAUGACCACGAGGCUCACCGAGGAAGACGAGUUUCUCGUCAUAGGGUGUGACAGCCUGUGGGACGUGUUCCUGUGCCAGAACGCGUUGGAUUUUGCCCGUAGAAGACUCCAGGAACACAAUGACCCAUUGAUGUGCAGCAAGGAUCUUGUCGACAAGGCUCUGAAGCAGAGGAGUGGGGAUAAUUUAUCCGUGGUCAUGGUCUGUUUCCAGCCGGAGCCACCGCCCAAUCUGGUCGUUCCUCGCGGAAGAGUGCAUCAGAGCAUCUCCACCGAAGGGUUGAAGGAGCUGCAGAGCUUCUUGGAUGACUUAGAUAUUUGAGAUUUUGGAUGGCAUCUUCCUCACUUCAUCUUUUUCUUUAUUUACCAUCAUUCUUGAUUGUUGUUGAGAGAAGAUGUAAUUUCAACUGUAACAUAUGCGGCUACUGACAUCAAACUUUUCUUUUUCCUAGUAUAUAUAUUCAAGACACGGAUUAACAAACUUUUUGGCAUUUUUCAAAGACAAAUCCAACAAGUUUAUACUUGCACAAGACCAAAAAGAUACAAAGAAACACUCUUUUAUUUGAAUAGAAAAUCACAACUGCUUACAACUCACACCCUACAAGGUCCAAUGCUAACUUAAAAUGAACAACAAACCAAGAUAAAACAACAUAUA